AUGAGGGAGAUACGGGUUGGAUCCUUGAAGAUGGAAGAUAAAGACUUCAUAAACCUUGUAUUCGAGAAUGUUGAAGAUGAUGAAGCGCUUGUGGAAGAAGAGCCUUUGGAUGAGGAACAAGAGGAGGAUGAAAACGUGGAUGAAGCUGUAGAUGAAGGGGAAAAUGAUAGUGAGCCCAAGGUUAAAUAUUACACCCAUGAUCGAAACGUGAAAUGGAAUAGAAUGAAACCUCAAGAAGGAGAAAUGCUGCCAAUGUUGAAUAUGAAACGGUUUAAGGGAAAUGUGGAAUUGAACAUGGACAUGGAGAUGGAAUGGAAGGAGAUGAAGCUGAAGAUGUACAGGGGAAUGAAGAAGAAGGUGGAAUGGAAGGAGAUGGAGUGGAAGGAGGUGGAGAUGAAGAUGGAUAAAGGAAUGAAUAACAAGGUGGAGAAGAAAGAGAUGGAGAUGGAGAGAGGAAUGCAGAAGAUGGUGGAGAAGGAGAUUGAGAGGGAUAAGGUAAUGAAGAAUAAAAUGGAGAAGAAAAAGAUGGAGAAUGGGAUAGAGAUGGACAAGGAGAUGGAGUGGAAGGAUUUGAAGCUAAAGGUUUUCAAGGAAAUGAAGAAGGCGGAGAAGUAG
Messenger RNA from Lactuca virosa, 615 nucleotides. Lineage: Eukaryota; Viridiplantae; Streptophyta; Magnoliopsida; Asterales; Asteraceae. The record is from the annotation of a GenBank genome assembly.